Camellia sinensis is the source of this 440-nucleotide messenger RNA. The record is from RefSeq and is a predicted model, not a curated record. Lineage: Eukaryota; Viridiplantae; Streptophyta; Magnoliopsida; Ericales; Theaceae.
AUUGUCAUACUUUGAAGACAGUCCUGGAUACUCACAUUGGAUGACUAUGCCAGACAUGGGUCAUCUUGUUGCAUCGUGCUACAAUCUUGUGUUAUACCACUUGUCUUUACAGCAAUGUCUCACCUUUUUACCUCUUAGAACCGUGCCAGUACCUCAACUUGAUAGACGUGAGAUUGCCAUUGGGUUUGUCAACGGAAAUCAUUUCGUGCAGGUUUUGUUGCAGCCAGGCCAUCCAGUUCCUCCUAUUGCCACUAAUUGGAGAAAAUACCGUCACCCUUGCGCUGUGGACUGGGAUGAUGCAUAUGUGCGUCGCAUUCAACAUUUCAAGGACAUUAUUCAUGAUAAUGUAGCUACUCGAGAGACUUUUGAUGUUGUUGAUGUCGCAUGACACAUGUAUGCAUUUGACAAUGUUACAAUUAUGGAAGAAAUUAAUGGAUGUG